AGUGCGGGCGGAAGUGGGUUCCAGACCCUUUAGCGGAGCGGCCUGUGGAGUAAACAAAUACCGAGCGGCCGCUUGCCGCUGGUGCCAGAGGGUACAGGCCACCAUGAACCGGCUCCAGGAUGACUAUGACCCCUACGCAGUUGAAGAGCCUAGCGACGAGGAGCCAGCUUUGAGCAGUUCUGAAGAUGAAGUGGAUGUGCUUUUACAUGGAACUCCUGACCAAAAACGAAAACUCAUCAGAGAAUGUCUUACUGGAGAAAGUGAAUCAUCUAGUGAAGAUGAAUUUGAAAAAGAAAUGGAAGCUGAAUUAAAUUCCACCAUAAAAACAAUGGAGGACAAGUUAUCCUCUCUGGAAACAGGGUCUUCUUCAGGAACUGGAAAAGUUGGAACAGCUCUGACAAAGUACUACGAUGAUAUAUAUUUUGAUUCUGAUUCUGAGGAUGAAGACAAAACAGCACAGGUGACCAAGAAGAAAAAGAAGAAACGACACAGGAUUCCAACAAAUGAUGAAUUACUGUAUGAUCCUGAGAAAGAUAACAGAGAUCAGGCCUGGGUUGAUGCACAGAGAAGAGGCUACCAUGGUUUUGGAAUACAGAGGCCACAUCAACAACAACAGCCUGUUCCAAAUAGUGAUGCUGUCCUGAACUGCCCUGCCUGCAUGACCACACUAUGCCUUGAUUGCCAAAGGCAUGAAUCAUACAAAACUCAGUAUAGAGCAAUGUUUGUGAUGAAUUGUUCUGUCAACAAAGAGGAGGUUCUAAGAUACAAAACCCCAGAGAACAGGAAGAAAAGGCGAGGCCAUAAGAAGAUGAGGUCUAAUCGUGAAGAUGCUCCAGAGCAGGUAGAGGCAGAAGUGGAAGAAAUCUAUCACCCUGUCAUGUGCACCGAAUGUUCCACUGAAGUGGCAGUCUAUGACAAGGAUGAAGUCUUUCAUUUUUUCAACGUUUUAGCAAGUCAUUCUUAAAUAGCUAAGUUGGCAUUUAAUUGCCCAAUACAAUAUACAACGCAAAUAUGGACACUUACUUUCCCUGCUAAUUCCUCUCCAUUGACAUUCUGAGCGGUUAUUUGAGGAAGCAGUGUUUGUCUUUUUGAAAGAGAAUGGUUGUCAACCUGCAUCCCUCCACCUCCUUUAAAAAAAAUUUUCCCCCAGUUUUGAUGGGACUAAUUAUUCAUUUCCUUUUUGAUGGGCAUUUGGAAACCAUGGGGACUUUUUUACAUAUUAAAACUCUUUAGAAUUAAAAUGCUCUGGAGUUAUAAGUAAUGUUUCAGAGUGUUAUUUUUUAUUUUGGAUGUACCCUUGGUGUGAUUAAACUAGACACUAUUCCCCCCACCCCCACUUCUGUCUGUAUUGUUUUUGCUAAAAAGUAUAUUUACCUUCUAUCAUAGUAUGAAGUGACAUUGUUUAGCAACUGUUAGAGUUACAUGGAGUUAAUAUUGCCAGGUGCUUUGAGUAAUUAAUAUAGGUCUUUUCCUAAAAGGAUUGUAUAGUUAACAGUAAUCCAACCUUAGUGAAUUAACAUAGUAAAUAGAAAUUUAUGGUCAUGGGUUGCCUGGGUGGCUCAGUCAGUUAAGCAUCUGACUUCGGCUCUGGUCAUGAUCUCAUCGUUCCUGAGUUCGAGCUCUGUGCCGACAGCUCAGACCCUGGAGUCUGUUUCAGAUUCCGUGUCUCCCUCUCUGUUUCUGCUCCUCCCCCACUCGUGCUCUGUCUCUCUCUCUCUGUCUCGAAAAUAAAUAAACAUUUAAAAAAAUUAAAAAAAAAAUUAUGAUGAGGAAGAGCAAGCUCACCCUCCACCCUUGGACUUAAGAAUACAGUUGCUGCCUCUUAUGCCCACUAUUUGUUCUGGAAUUUCUGUGGCCAGCAGCCAAGAUACUGUUUUUUCUUUUUUGCUAUUAAUAUAAAAAUCAUUAGUGACAGGUUGGAGGAAAUUGCAUUGUAGGCAUCUGUGCUUUUGAAAAGAACGAUUGGACUUGUUCCAAAAACAUUAGGAAACUCAGGAUCCUCCUGUUAUUCUAGUAGAGAUAUGGUAGAGUGGAAUGAAGUCAGAAAAUAGGUAUUUAAAAAAUUUUUUUAAAAAAUAAUCUCUACCCUAGUGGGGCUUGAACCCACUACCCCAAGAUCAAAAGUCUCAUGCUCUACUGACUGAGCCAGCCAGGUGCCCCAGGAAAUACAUUGUAUGUAUGUAUGCACGUAUGUAAAAGAUUUUAUUUUAUUUAUUUUUUUAUUUUUUUAAAUUUUUUUUUUUCAACGUUUAUUUAUUUUUGGGACAGAGAGAGACAGAGCAUGAAUGGGGGAGGGGCAGAGAGAGAGGGAGACACAGAAUCGGAAACAGGCUCCAGGCUCUGAGCCAUCAGCCCAGAGCCCGACGCGGGGCUCGAACUCACGGACCGCGAGAUCGUGACCUGGCUGAAGUCGGACGCUUAACCGACUGCGCCACCCAGGCGCCCCAAAAGAUUUUAUUUUUAAGUAAUCUCCACACCCAACAUGGGGCUUGAACUCACAACCCCCAGAUCAGGGAUUACUUGCUGUACUGACUGAGUCAGCCAGGUACUUCAGGAAAUACAUUUUAAUUCAGGCUAUCACACUAAUCUUGGGCAAGUAUUUUCCUCUGAGUUCCAGUUUUCUCAUUUAUAAGAUGAAAAGAUUGCAUUAGAGCAGUGAUUCCCCACAGAGGUCAGGGCUCAGCAGAGCUUGAGGGGGACCUCUACAUACUCCCUCAGAAUGAUACAUCUCCAGAAGGGAGAACAUGUCCUUCCCACUGCCUUGCCUUCUGUGCUUUCUAAGGAGCACAGGAGAACUGGAACCAGUGACUGUAUGAUGUUCAUAUGAAUUGGGUGGAGGCAGAAAAAUGAUAAAGAAUUUGCUCCUAGGGAUUUCCAAUGUCUAAACAGCAUAUUUUAUAAUUUUUAUAAUAUGCUGAUGUCUAUCUGGUUGGAUAUCUGAUUGGAGAUAUAUAUGUAUAUAUAUAUAUGAUGUAUACAUACUUUUAAAUGUUUAAGCAUAUUGCCAGAUGAUCUGUUACAGAAUAAUACUACUAGUCUAAUUUAACCUUGUUUUUGCCAUAUUACAGCUUUGCAAGAUCUUUUUCCUACUUGCUGUCAUUGCAGACCCUACUUUCUUCCCACAUCCCACAACUACUGUUCCAUUGUACCCUCAUCUCCACUGCAAGGUUCUCAGUGGUCUUAUACAUAAAGAUCACCUGGGGCAGAUAUUUAAAAGGUGCUACCCAGAAUGUGACUCAGUGACAAAAAAUGAGGCAGGAAAUCACAAUAUAUAAAGAUGCAGUUUUUGGCAACAACAAAGGGGAGAGACAGAACUGUGUAAAGCAGACUUUUGUGUAUUAUUGAAGCUAAGUUUGAGCUAGUUUGUUAGAAAUUUAAGAUGGCAAUUGUAAUGCCCAGGGUAACCAUGAAUAUGUUGCAACAAGAAUACUUAAAGUGAUCUAAGAAUAGAGUAUAAUAUGUUUGAAUAUUAUGUUAUAAAAUUAUAAAACUGUA
Molecule: messenger RNA, 3495 nt
Organism: Lynx canadensis (Canada lynx)
Lineage: Eukaryota; Metazoa; Chordata; Mammalia; Carnivora; Felidae
Gene: EAPP
Product: E2F associated phosphoprotein
Exons: 6
Coding region: 104-964 (286 amino acids)
Biological process (GO): positive regulation of cell population proliferation
Cellular component (GO): nucleus
Source: RefSeq, a predicted model, not a curated record